GGGAAGGGGAGGAGCCGCCCGCAGCUGCAGCCUCCGCGUCGAAAGGCCGGAAGCCCCCGGGCGCGGCCGCAGCCUCCAGCCGGCCCUCGCCAUGGCCAAGCGCGAGUCCAGCUCCAGCCCGGUGGUGCGGCAGAUCGACAAGCAGUUCCUGGUGUGCAGCAUCUGCCUGGACCGCUACCACAACCCGAAGGUGCUGCCCUGUCUUCACACCUUCUGCGAGAGGUGUCUGCAGAACUACAUCCCUCCCCAGAGCCUGACCCUGUCCUGCCCCGUCUGCCGCCAGACCUCCAUCCUUCCCGAGAAGGGGGUGGCCGCCCUGCAGAACAACUUCUUCAUCACCAACCUCAUGGAAGUACUCCAGCGCCAGCCAGACAGUGCCGGCCAUGAGGAUGCCAUCGCCAUGCUGGACUCUGCCAGCGCAGUGCCGGGCAAGCCGCUCUCCUGCCCCAAUCACGAGGGGAAGACCAUGGAGUACUACUGCGAGGCCUGUGAGACGGCCAUGUGUCAUGAAUGCACAGUGGGGGAGCACCGGGAACACGUGACUGUGCCUCUGCGGGAUGUGGUGGAGCAGCACAAGGCCUCGCUGCGCCAGCAGUUGGACGCCAUCAAGAGCCGACUGCCACAGCUGGCUGCAGCCGUGGAACUCGUGUCUGGGAUCAGUCAGCAGCUGGCGGAGCGCAAGAACGAUGCCGUGGCAGAGAUCGGGAGCACUUUUACGGAGCUGGAGAAGGCGCUGGGGCAGCGUAAGGGGCUGCUGGUCCGAGAUCUGGAGGCCCUCUGUGGGGCCAAACAAAAGGUGCUGCAGGCCCAGCUGGAAGUCCUGCACCAGGGCCAGGAGAACAUCCUCAGCAGUUGCAGCUUCACCGAGCAGGCCCUAGACCACGGCUCGGAGAUGGAGGUGCUGCUGGUGAAGAAGCAAAUGACCGAGCAGCUGAGUGAGCUGGCCAGUCGAGAGUUCCCUGAGCAGCCCCACGAGAACGCCCAGGUGGACUACGUGGUGGAGACGGAGGGCGUGCGCAAGUCCAUCCUGAAUCUGGGUGUGCUGCUCACCACCAGCGCCAUUGCCCACAAGACGGUGGCGACAGGUGAAGGCCUCCGCCAUGCGGUGGUGGGACAGGCCGCCUCGCUGACCAUCACCACCAAGGACAAGGAUGGGGAGCUGGUACGCAAUGGCAGUGCCUGCCUGCGGGCUGAGGUGGCAGCACCUGACAACUGCGCCCUGGAGCAUGAGGUGCAGGACAACAAGAAUGGCACUUACGAACUGCUCUACACGCCACGCCAAGAAGGCGACCACAUCCUUUCCAUAUGCCUCUAUGGGCAGCCCAUCCGCGGCAGUCCCUUCCGGGUCAAGGCUGUCAAGGCCUCUGAUGUGCCCCCCUCCCCAGAUGAUGUCAAGCGCCGUGUGAAGAGUCCCAGCAGUGGCCAUAUCCGCCAGAAGGCAGUCCGCCGCCCCUCCAGCAUGUACAGCAGUGGCAAGAAGAAGGAGAACCCCAUUGAAGAUGAGCUGAUCUUCCGUGUCGGAAGCCGGGGCCGGGAAAAGGGUGAAUUCACCAACCUGCAGGGAAUCUCCACGUCCAGCAGCGGGCGCAUCGUGGUGGCAGACAGCAACAACCAGUGCGUGCAGGUCUUCUCCAAUGAGGGCCAGUUCAGGCUGCGCUUUGGUGUACGGGGACGUUCUCCCGGACAGCUGCAGCGCCCUACGGGGGUCACAGUGGACCUUAAUGGUGACAUCAUCAUCGCAGAUUAUGACAAUCGCUGGGUCAGCAUCUUCUCUCCUGAGGGCAAAUUCAAGACCAAGAUUGGAGCCGGGCGGCUGAUGGGCCCCAAGGGUGUGGCGGUGGACCGCAACGGGCACAUAAUUGUGGUGGACAACAAGGCAUGCUGCGUCUUCAUCUUCCAAUCUAAUGGGAAGCUAGUAGCCAAGUUUGGGAGCCGUGGCACGUCGGAGCGCCAGUUUGCAGGACCACACUUUGUGGCUGUCAACAACAAGAGUGAAAUUGUGGUGACCGACUUCCAUAACCACUCUGUGAAGGUCUACAGUGCGGAUGGAGAGUUUCUCUUCAAGUUUGGCUCCCACGGCGAGGGGAACGGGCAGUUUAACGCUCCGACGGGCGUGGCUGUGGAUUCCAACGGGAACAUCAUUGUGGCCGACUGGGGGAACAGCCGGAUCCAGGUCUUCGACAGUUCGGGCUCCUUCCUGUCCUACAUCAACACCACAGCGGAUCCCCUCUAUGGGCCACAGGGCUUGGCGCUCACCUCGGACGGACACGUGGUGGUGGCCGACUCGGGCAACCACUGUUUCAAGGCUUACCGCUACCUGCAGUAACCCUGGUGGGGCAGGCUGGAGGGGGGGGCUCUCAGAGUCCCUUCUGGCCCGCCUGCUGGACUAUGCGCUUGGGGGCAGGCUGGCCCUCCACACCAGGUUGGGGGCUCUGGCAGCUGUGUGUGAAGGUGCCAACAGCCACAAUGGCAGCUACGCAGCACCGGGAUGGCUGCCAGGGGGUGGGGGUGGCCCCACAGUCUCCCCAAAAGCUGACCUUUUCCACAGCGAGGGGGGAGACCCUCCCUACGGGCACCAUGCAGCUCUUGCUUUUAUGGC
This is a messenger RNA of Notechis scutatus (mainland tiger snake), 2599 nucleotides long. It is a transcript of the gene TRIM3, whose product is annotated as tripartite motif containing 3. Lineage: Eukaryota; Metazoa; Chordata; Lepidosauria; Squamata; Elapidae. The record is from RefSeq and is a predicted model, not a curated record. Gene Ontology annotation, biological process: protein polyubiquitination; proteasome-mediated ubiquitin-dependent protein catabolic process. Gene Ontology annotation, molecular function: ubiquitin protein ligase activity; protein binding; zinc ion binding.